AGCCUGCCAUGGGAAAACACUGUUUUGGCUACGCCUUAAGCCUCUCCAUUGUUGUCUCACUAGCACUCAUUGCCUUUGUCUCGUGUGUAGCUGCAGAAUUGCACAGAACAAAGACGAAAGACCUCAAGUUGGAUGGGAAGUUAUGCUAUUUGCCAGAAAGUCAAGCAUUUGGAUAUGGGGUUGCAGCUUUGGCCUGUUUGGUUAUGGCUCAAGUUAUUGGGAAUAUUUUACUUUGCACGAGUUGCAGUAUCAAUUCAAGAGAGAAGAAGAGAAGUGAACAACCUCCUAAAAGACCAAAUUUAGCCACAUUUUUUCUUGUUGUUUCAUGGGCAAGCUUUACCGUGGUGAUAUUGCUACUGAUUGCGGCGUCGAGUAUGAGCAGACAGCAGCCGUACGCAACGGGAUGGUUGGGCGGAGAGUGCUACUUGGUGAAAAGCGGUGUAUACGUCGCCGCAGCAAUUCUAAUCCUCAUCUCGAUAUGCACAACCGUAGGCUCAGCCGUAACAGUUCGAAUGAACGAAUCCAGAAAAUCUACCACGCUUCCAAAAUGAGAAAAAAAAAAAAAAAGGCUCAAAGAGUAGAGAAAAAUAAAGGCGUGGCAACGGCAACGGCAAUGGCAACGGCGGCGAUCGGCAGCCUGCAGCAAAAAGCUCCGGGUUGCUAUGCUCGUGUGAUGGUGCCUCAGCCGAAAGGGCUGUUGCUCGGGUUCACAAUUUUUAAUUCGGUGAAAAUAACACUUCAAAAAUACUUUCGUGUCCUCAAAAUUUAAGAAAAUUAAUCCUCUUAGGUAGAAAAUAAAUUUGAAAUCUAGCAAUUUAAUUAAGGUUGCUUUCUUCAGGGUAUGUGUUUGAUUCUAAUUUUAUUUCCUUGGGUGUGAAGUGAGGUUUAGAGA
This is a messenger RNA of Cucumis melo (muskmelon), 892 nucleotides long. RefSeq names its product protein MODIFYING WALL LIGNIN-2. The record is from RefSeq and is a predicted model, not a curated record. Bases 9 to 551 code for a protein of 180 amino acids. NCBI's taxonomy places the organism in Eukaryota, Viridiplantae, Streptophyta, Magnoliopsida, Cucurbitales, Cucurbitaceae. The transcript is spliced from 3 exons.